AUGGAAAGAGACAGAAAAGAGAAAGAAAGAGGAAGGAAGCGUAAGCGACAACGAAAAGUUACGGUAACAACGCCUUUUACCACAAGAAUGUUACCUGCAAACUAAAUAAGUAAAACCCAAGAUCCAUACUUACCUUGACCUUGCUUGAUUAUGUUUCAUACAAAGAAGACUGAAAAUACCAGUAUCACCACGGCCCAACCUAUUUUAAAAGUGUUUACCCUAAUGGGCCACUUGUCUUGUAUGCAGACUUUAACUACCUUUACCUUAUUAAUUUAUAAUAUUUCUUAUUUAUUUAUUUAUUUAUUUAUUUAUUUAUUGCAGGAGGAUGUGCUUGAAGAUUUAGCAAACAGUUUGAGAGGCUUAAGUUCCAAUGAAAACACGCCAACAAAAAAGGUGAAAGUUCUCAAAAUUGAAGAAGAUGAAAGAAAAAGCACCAAGAAAGCUCUUUUUGAUGACAAGUGAGUUUACACAAAUUUAAUGGAAAAUGCUUCAAUUUUGAUUGUUGGAUGGUUACUUAAUGCAGCAGCAAGAGUUUUUGCUUCAGAGAGUUCGAAAGUUAGAUUAUACAGCAUCAUAGGCAUGCACUGCGUGCAGAGAGUUAGAUUAUACAACAUCAUAGGCAUGCAAUGCACACAAAUUAGAUGAGACACAGUGAUCGAACUUUUCUCGUUUUUGAUGUAUCAUUUUGUCCUUUUCAGGGAAGGUAUGCUUAUACAGAAAGGUAACAGGACAUAUCUGAACCAGGAGGAGAUUGAUGACAUGGAAGAUACCAUGGUUAAAGCAGUUCCACCCACUCCCAAUGGCCCAGCUAAAUAUGAAGUCCUGUACAAUGAGAAGGACCCUCUGUCAGCUGUUGCAGAUGACUGGAACUGGGGUCGCGCACAGCCAUGUAAAAGAAAGGAUUUCUGUGAGGGAGGAAGACGCACCUUACAGAUCUGUCAAGGCUCCAUGGAAUGCCCUAAUCUUUCCUGUCCUUUUAAGAAGAUCCACAAAGCAACUAAUAAGGUUGACUUCACUAAGAAGAAAACCUGUUUACAUUGCAAAGCAGUAGCAUCAGAAAUAAAAUGUUCUGCGCGCAAAUAUGUGGAAAAUGACAGGUGCCACACAAAAAUGAAAGUGAUUUACAUCGGUGAGCACUCUUGUCAACCAAGGGUGCGAGAGAGGAAGCCUGACAAAAGCAAAGUUGAAAAGGUUGUGCGUGUUCGACCCACCAUUACGCCAGGUCAGCUACAAAUGGAGACUGUAAGGGAAGCCCUGUUAAGUGGAAAAAGUGGAGAGGAGGUUGCUGAUGUUGCCAUGCAGUACAGCAACAGAAGGCACCUCCAAUACAUUCAAACUAAAAUGCAAGAAACAACAAGACCUGGCGGAUCAGACAUUGAAGCUGUGCGUGUCUUAAAGGAGGACUUUGCGAAGCGUGGUUUAGACAACAAUUUAAUACUUGAAGUUGGCCAUGACUUUGUCAUUCUUUCUUCCGAAGAGAAAAUUCGUCUUGGGGCCCAUAUAACACUGGGCAUGGUUCAUGAGCCAGUAAGUUUGGAUGGUUGUGAAAGCCAUGCAAAAAACUACUCAGAGGUUGAAAUGACAACCUAUUAUCCUCUAAUAAGAAGAAACGUUAAGCUUGUCAGUAUGUUUGCCCCAAAGCCUGGCGAGAAUUCGGAUAACGUUGCAAAGAUGGUUUCAUCAUUUGAUGAAGCAGUUAACAAAAUUUUACCUCGUGUGGCUGAAGAGCAUGGCCACAAUCCAGAAGACUUCAGAGGGCGUGGCUUGGAUGCCCAUGCGUAUGUUGGGGAUGAGGGUGGUGCCCUCUGGAGUGGCCUUUGCAAGGCCAAAGGCAACGAUGUCAAAGACAGAACAGUAUCAGACACUUAUCAUGUUAAACAGGACAUACAUCGCCACCAAAAGUACUUCAGGGAUGCAUCUGAUAAGACAUCGUUUUCAAAGAUUAUGUCUGAUGCAAUGAAUGCCCCAACCUCUAUACAGGCAGACGUAGCUGAGAAAGCCCUAGAUAAACUUAUUGCAACAAAGGCAACCGAUAAAAAGAAGAUGACAAAUUUCAAGAAUUGGUGGUGGAGGAGAAGACUAAGGUGGCAGCGCUGGUGCAAAACAGAUGCAUCAAGUUCUGCGUCAUCUGCAGAAGUCGCAAACUCAAAAUCUAUCAGCGCUUCUGGUUAUCGCAAAAGACUCCUUGAUGUUGUCACGACAGAAUGUUCAUCAGCAAUUUUAGAAGCUGCGGAAAUUAAGCGCCAACAAAUUGGCCUUAAAACGGUGGGACGUGGGCCCUCAAUAGCAGAUCGUGAGGAACAGCAGGAACAAAACUUGUUUCAAGAUCAGCAAGCAUCUGCUGAUGCAGUUCAAUUUGUAGCAGCUAAUGCAGAAUCAUUAUUAGCACAGUCUAAUCCAAUGCAGAGUUUUGGAACGGCAAAAAGGCGAUUUUAG
Molecule: messenger RNA, 2436 nt
Organism: Porites lobata
Lineage: Eukaryota; Metazoa; Cnidaria; Anthozoa; Scleractinia; Poritidae
Source: the annotation of a GenBank genome assembly